Messenger RNA from Ruditapes philippinarum (Manila clam), 3424 nucleotides. Its product is annotated as chitin synthase chs-2-like. The transcript is spliced from 21 exons. Gene Ontology annotation, cellular component: cell periphery; cell septum. The record is from RefSeq and is a predicted model, not a curated record. Lineage: Eukaryota; Metazoa; Mollusca; Bivalvia; Venerida; Veneridae. Bases 47 to 3424 code for a protein of 1125 amino acids. Gene Ontology annotation, molecular function: chitin synthase activity.
GAACAAAAAAGUGUCAAGUUGUGCCUGGUCUUUUAUUGUUAGAAUAAUGGCGCUUGUGUUAAGCGUUGUGUCUUUGGCAUUUUGGGGAGUUUAUAUAUCAUCAGCAUCAACUCCAGUAGUCCAAGUGGCUCAAAUUGUGCUAUCUGUCUUAUCGCCAAUUUUGGUGUCAGUAAGUUGGAUGGAAAACUUUCUACCAAGCUUGCAGAAAGAACAAGGAAUAGGAAACGGUCAUAUAAAAAUUCACGUGAAACAGGUUAAGAAUGCAAACAACAACAAUGAAGUUAAGGAAAAUAACCAAAACAACGAAGAAAAUGAUGACAGUGAAAAACAGAUCUUAUACCCGAACUGGAUUUAUGAGUACAAGCACUCACUAUUUCGCAGUAGCUUAAAAAUGCAUGCAGUCGUCAAUACAUGGAAAAUAUGUAUUACCUUUGUGAUGGUUAUUGCAAUACACGGGACGCCAUGUGACAACUGCUUGGACGCCUUAUUUGGUAAUUUAAACCAAUCUGCAAAACAAAUGUCUGCAAUUAUAGACGAUAACUGGUUGCUGAACAGGGACCUCUGCAAAACUGCUACACCAUUUAUUGUCGCAGUUGUUGGAAUAUCAGCUAGCCUCUUUUGUCAAAGACUAAGUGUCGCAGCAAUAAAAGUUCUUGUUCAUAUACAAGGGUUCUCAGUUCCUAUUUGUCUAGUGACACCUGUUACAUUUGGGUUGAUAUUGGCAGUAUCUUCUCAGUUGAAUGAUGGAGACCACAUAUGUCAACUUCCAUUUCCCUGGUUUGAAGGGAGCAAGUCAAUCAGCAAUCUCGCAUAUAUGAUAAUUGCUUCACUAACAGGAUACGUGGGUCUCAUACUUACAGCGGGACAUAUAUGGACAAUGGAAACGGAAAGGAUGAGUAAAGAAAACAUGAUAUUUUAUGCACCUUCCUAUUGCGGAGCACUUUUGGAGCAGUCGUUAAUGCUAAACAAAUGCAAGGAGAACAACUUUCAGACAACACCUGUUUCCAAGUCAAACGAUACGACUGAAAAUAUCUCCCAAUCACUCCCUGGAGAAAAGACCGACCUAGGUGAUAAUGGGACAGACGACAAUAAAAAAGGUAGCAAGGAUAAUACAAAUAAACUACUAGAAGGUUUUCCAAUGAUAUAUUUUUGUGCUACUAUGUGGCAUGAGACGGAAGUUGAGAUGAUACAGUUAUUCAAGUCCCUGUACAGGAUGGACAUUCAUCAAUGUGCUCAGAGAAUUCGCAAGGAGGAAAGACAGAGUAAUCCGGAUUACUACAAUUUUGAAGUACAUAUUUUCUUCGAUGACGCAUUUGUUGAAGGGAAGCAUAUGAUGGCAAACCGAUACGUGCAUACGUUUAUUAAAGCUUUGUACAAUACUGCAAAUGAUACGUAUCCAGAUCUGAUCUUACCUAUCAAUCAUCCUCGACGGAGAAUUACACCGUACGGUGGUCGUCUCAUAUGGACCUUACCUGGUGAAAACCGUCUAAUUGCUCAUCUGAAGGAUAAGUACAAAAUAAGAAGAAAGAAGCGAUGGAGCCAGGUGAUGUAUAUGUACUAUUUCCUUUCACAUAAACUUAGUACUGUUGAAGAAGACAAGAAUAAACAAUUGGAGAUAGCGAAGAACAUUUACAUACUCGCUCUGGACGGUGACGUAGACUUCAGACCGGAUGCUGUCAAACUGUUGAUUGAUAGAAUGAGGAGGAAUGAACAAACAGGCGCUGCUUGUGGAAGGAUACAUCCAAUAGGAGAAGGGCCAAUGGUAUGGUAUCAGAAGUUUGAGUAUGCAAUUAGUCACUGGCUGGUGAAAGCUACAGAACACGUGACUGGUUGCGUGCUUUGCAGCCCGGGUUGCUUUAGCUUAUUCAGAGGGUCAGCAUUGAUGGAGGACAACGUAAUGAAAAGAUAUACCACCAUGCCAACCGAAGCUCGCCAUCAUAUACAAUAUGAUCAAGGCGAAGACAGAUGGUUAUGUACACUUCUGCUGAAGCAAGGCAAAAAGGUCGACUAUUGUGCUGGGUCAGAUGCUUUCACGUUUGCACCUGAGGGUUUCAAAGAAUUUUACAACCAGCGGCGACGUUGGACACCUUCUACGAUGGCAAACAUUUUAGAUUUGCUGUCGGACUGGAGAGUAAUAACGAGAAACAACGACAACGUCUCUAUACCGUACAUUUGUCUGCAGUUGUCCUGGUUUGUGUCGUCCAUAUUGACCCCUGGCGUUCUCCUGUUGAUGAUAAUCGGGGCGACGAAUCUUGCCUAUCCUCAGUUAUCAUUACAUGCGGCCUUGCUGAUAAACUUACUACCCGUUGUUCUGUUUGUAAUUGUUUGCUUCUUUGCCAAAACUGAACACCAGCUCAAUGUAGCAGCCGCACUGUCCAUUAUUUACUCACUUGUUAUGAUGAUAGUUCUCGUUGGUUUGAUAAGAGAGGCUGUAGAAAGUGGAUUUUGUUCAGUCAUAACCUGGUUUCUUCUGAUUGUGGCCGGUAUAUUUGUACUGUCAGGAUUAACACACCCAAAGGAAACAAAGUGUCUCAUCCAUGGAUUUUUAUUUUUUAUUGCCAUUCCUUCCAUGUCAAUGCUUUUAAUGUUGUAUUCGGUAAUAAAUCUGAACAACGUUUCCUGGGGAACUCGAGAGGCUCCUAAAGCAAAGCAAGGUGAUGGGAAAGAAGAUAGCAAUAGUGUGAGGGACGUUCAAAGUUUGGUGGAUAGAAUUUUAAGCUGCAGUUGCUGUCAACCGCAAAAGUUGCAAAGGAAUAAUAAAGUAGCUGUCGAGUUAAAGAGCGAACUGAACAAGUUAGAGGCUGGAACACUACAUACAGAUGACAGCCAAUCCAAAGAUAUUGGAGAAAGACAUUCUGAUACAGUUCCGUCUGCUACGGUACCAGCUAAACCAUAUUCUAAAUAUCUGAAUUUUGUUCCUGAAUCGUCAAAGAAAAUCAAGUAUCUUGCAUUAGACGAGGAGGACUUUUGGAAGUGGCUUAUUGAAAAAUAUCUGUAUUCUGGUGAAAAACCUGAUGGCAGUGCUGAAGAAGAGGAAACACGUUUGAAAGAACAGGAAAAGGUUAAAGAAGAAUUAAAGGAAUUAAGGAACAAAGCAAGUUUAGCCUACCUCCUUAUCAAUGCACUGUUCAUCACCGUUAUAUAUUUUCUUCAACAAUCAAACGUGGACACAGGGGGCGGGUUAUCGGUGCAUAUUGAAUGUGGGAACGGGGAUGAGUUGGUGCUUGAACCGAUAAGUUUGGCAUUCACUGCUGUCGCUGGGAUUCUCUUAGCAAUUCAGUUUGUGUGUAUGUUGAUACAUAGGUCAAAAACGUUUUUGCAAAUCAAUUCGAUACAGAAUAAAGAGAUGUGGAUAAAGAAAAUAGAGGAUGAUGAUAAUAUGAGCCAGGCACAAAAACAAAAGUUGUUACAAAAUAAUAGGUAA